AUGUUCCUGUGGUCAAGAAAAGCGCAGCCCGAACCGGAAAAGGAGGACGGCGAGAUGGCUACACCAGAGGAGCAGGCCGUGGCCUUGAAGAACCAGGGAAACAAGGCCUUUGCCGCCCAUGACUGGCCAACCGCCAUUGACUUUUACUCCCAGGCCAUCGAGCUGAACGACAAGGAGCCAACAUUCUGGUCAAACAGAGCUCAGGCAUACAUGAAGACAGAAGCCUACGGCUAUGCGAUCAGGGACGCGACGAAAGCCAUCGAGCUGAACCCAGGGAUGAUCAAGGCCUACUACCGCCGAGCCACCGCCUACGUAGCCAUCCUCAAGCCCAAGGAGGCCGUCAAGGACUUUCAGACCUGUGUCAAGAUCGACCCUGGUAAUAAGGAUGCCAAGCUCAAGCUUGUCGAGUGCCAAAAGGCCGUCAGGCAACUUGCCUUCUUCGAGGCGAUCGAGGUUGGGGAUGAGCCAUCGGUUGCUGACGGACUCGAUGUCGACUCGAUGCAUGUGGAAGACUCGUAUGAUGGUGUGAGGUUAGGGAGUGAAAUGACACAAGAGUUUAUCGAUGACAUGACGGAGAGGUUCAAGAACGGCAAGACCAUACACAAGAAAUAUGUGUACCAAAUUGUCAUUGCGGUCAAGAAGCUGGUGUAUGACGAGCCUACGAUGGUGGAGGUGGAGAUUCCUGAGGAUGUCGAGCUCACAGUUUGCGGUGAUACACACGGUCAAUACUUUGAUCUUAUGGAACUCUUCCGGAUAAACGGCACUCCCAGCGACAAGCACUGGUAUCUCUUCAACGGCGACUUUGUCGACAGAGGCUCGUGGUCCACCGAAAUCGCCCUUCUUCUCUACGCCAACAAGUGGCUCCGCCCCAAGAACUUCUUCAUCAACCGUGGCAACCACGAAACAGACGACAUGAACAGAGUGUACGGCUUCGAGGGCGAGUGCAAGGCCAAGUACAACGAGAGGAUCUUCAAGCUGUUCUCUGAGAGCUUCUCUGCCCUGCCCCUGGCAACACUUGUUGGCAAGAAAUACUUUGUUCUGCACGGCGGUUUGUUCUCAGACGACAACGUAACGCUGGAUGAUAUCAGGAAGCUCGACAGGCAUAAGCAGAGGCAGCCCGGCCAGGCCGGUUUGAUGAUGGAGAUGUUGUGGACAGAUCCUCAGUCGGAGCCCGGUCGUGGACCAAGCAAGCGUGGUGUGGGUAUGCAGUUCGGUCCGGACGUUACCAGGAGGUUCUGUGAGAAGAACGGGUUGGAGGCGGUUAUUAGAUCGCACGAGGUCAGGAUGGCGGGUUAUGAGGAGGAGCAUGAUGGAAAGUGCAUCACUGUCUUCUCCGCGCCCAAGUACUGCGACAUGACGGAGAACAAGGGCGCCUUCAUCAAUAUCGGCCCUGAUCUCAAGCUUAGAUUCACACAGUUUGAUGCCGUGCCUCAUCCAAAUAUCCGGCCGAUGGCCUACGCCAACUCGAGCAUGAUGUCCUCGCUCAUGUAAGCGACAGGUUGCAGUCGAGAAUAAAUGCAUGUACGAAGAAGACAAGACUGGCUCCGCUCACGCAAGGGAAAUUGGGGAGCAUCAUUAGCAUGGC
Messenger RNA from Podospora bellae-mahoneyi, 1585 nucleotides. RefSeq names its product Palmitoyl-protein thioesterase 1 (gene PPT1). Gene Ontology annotation, molecular function: protein binding; hydrolase activity. The record is from RefSeq and is a predicted model, not a curated record. The coding region runs from base 1 to 1491 and encodes 496 amino acids. The transcript has 5 exons. Lineage: Eukaryota; Fungi; Ascomycota; Sordariomycetes; Sordariales; Podosporaceae.